Mya arenaria is the source of this 3894-nucleotide messenger RNA. RefSeq names its product 3-methyl-2-oxobutanoate dehydrogenase [lipoamide] kinase, mitochondrial-like. Bases 228 to 1463 code for a protein of 411 amino acids. The record is from RefSeq and is a predicted model, not a curated record. Gene Ontology annotation, molecular function: pyruvate dehydrogenase (acetyl-transferring) kinase activity. Gene Ontology annotation, cellular component: mitochondrion. NCBI's taxonomy places the organism in Eukaryota, Metazoa, Mollusca, Bivalvia, Myida, Myidae. Gene Ontology annotation, biological process: protein phosphorylation; regulation of glucose metabolic process. The transcript has 11 exons.
UACGUCUAAUGUGAAGGUCAACACUCGCAGUUUGUGUGAACAAAACAAAAUAGUCGCAAAGAAAUGGGUCAAAUUCGACCUGGUGUUUACCGGUUUUACUCAAUUUACAGGCAUAAAAAGUUUAUGUAUAGGCCAUUUGUAAAUGGAUAUAAACAGCUUAUUUUGUGACAGCUGACUAACGGUUUAAUUUCGGUCCUUUUCUGUGAUACACUCGAAAAAGUGUGACAAUGCUGGCGAUCAGCUGUUUCAGUGUAAGAAGGGUUAAGCUCGGCCAUGUGCUGGAGCAAACUUACAGAAGUGUUUCAGUGUCCUCACGAAAUAAUGCUGUUAUAUCAGAGAAGAGACAGUCUCCCUCACGAUCUAACCACACAAGUAUUCAAAGUGCAAUAGACAAAGUGUCAGCACAGAAAUCUAGUCGGUGGACAGCCUACAGUGUUCUAAACUCCGGGACCGCUUCAACAGAGAGACAUAUACUGGGUCGGGCCAAGUACCUCCAGAAGGAGUUGCCAGUGAGGAUUGCCCACAGAAUAGCCGCCUUUCAGGGCCUCCCAUACAAUGUGGUCAGCAAUCCAACUAUUUACAGGGUGUUGGAGAUGUACAUUUCAGCCUUUGAGCGAACCUAUGAGUUUAGACAGAUCAAAACUAUCGAGGAUGAGCAGGCGUACUCCCUGAUGUUACGGGACCUGUUGGAUCACCAUGGUGUCGUCGUCUCCAUGCUGGCCGAAGGCUUCUCAGAGUGCAGGAAAUACAUUCUGGCAGAAGACAUUAUACGGCAAUUCCUGGACAGAACUCUGACAUCCCGUCUUGCAAUCCGUAUCCUGUGCGAGCAUCAUAUAGCUCUGAGAAAUGACAAGCCAAACCAUGUUGGCAUCUUCAAGUUGAAUUUUUCACCUGCAAAAUUAAUCCGUGAAAAGAGUGAACUUGUAAGGAAAAUAUGUGAAGACAAGUUUGGUAUGUCUCCAAAUGUGAUAGUUGACGGCCAUGUGGAUGCGGAGUUUGUAUAUGUUCCCCCGCCACUCGACUAUAUCCUUGUGGAACUGUUGAAAAACGCUCUCAGAGCAACAGUUGAAAACCACAUGGACAGCUCAGAUGCGGGAAUACCGCCGGUUAGGGUAACACUGGCGGUCAACAACCUUGACUUCAUUAUAAGGAUCUCGGACCACGGUGGUGGCGUGCCCCACAUGUUACAGAAACGCAUCUGGGACUAUAACUUCACAUCAGAGAAGACCCCUGACCCCCACAGUGGCAAUAGGGGCCUGUUUGGGGAGGUGAUGGACCCCCUGGGAGGGGGCGGGGCCACAAACUCCCGCAUGCAUGGGUACGGUUUCGGCCUGCCAAUGUCGCGAGCGUACGCGGAGUUCCUCGGAGGCAAGCUCACGAUGCAGACGAUGCAGGGACUGGGGACAGAUGUCUACCUGAGACUGCGCAGGAUUACAGAAACAGAUGAAAGCUUCCGUGUCUAGGAUUGCAGAGGAUACGGACAAAAGCUUCCGUAUCAUUGAAUUGAGAGGGUUUUUGAUACGGAUGAUGACCUCUGUAUUUUGGAACGCUUGAUGAAGUUACCUUGACGCCAUUUUUGUUGAAAAGUGUGUCUGUGUCUGAUAUGUUUUAUUCUGUAACAUUGAUUGCUAAAGUUCCAUGUUAUAAUGACAAAUACAGUCUUAUGCUAAGUUAUGUAUAUUGUCUGUCGUUAUGCAUUGAGUUUUUAAUUGUUUUCAUAUUGAUCUUAUUUUGAUAUAAAAGGUGCAUGUCUGUAUGUGUAGAGCUUAUUCAAGUAAGAAAAUUAAGUGCUUGAAGUUUGUGCUUUGAAGAUAAUGUUGCAUUCAGCUGUUGUUUAUUGUUUUACAUAAAUUAAUUUUUCAGCCAUGCUAGGUGAAUAGAUAGAUUGAUAUCUCAAUUUCUUUCUUUAAAGAAGGCUGCUUGGUUUAAGUUUGUAUAAAUUGUACACUUUUUUGUGCUUCGCCAUUUUUUCAUCGGGCAUUACUGUUAAGGUAUUAUCUAUGAAAAUCGGUGCCUUUCUGAUGCGGAAAGAUGAGUCAUUUUGACUAAAAUUCAAAAUUCAAAAUGAAAUGAACGAGCAUGCUUUCAAAAAAUGGACAGAAAAGAUAAUAAAAGAAUGAGGUUUGUUGUUUUUAGAAUACACAAACUCUUCCAUUCAAUAAUGGUUUGGGUGUCCAAUUAAUUUGUUAUCAAAGCAAAGAAAUUUUAUCAAUUGGAAAAAGUGUAUGUUUUAAUAUAAAGAAUGAGGCAAAAAGUCAGACCACCAAACUAGUCAGAAAAAAACCCUGAACGGUAUUACAGUGAGGCCUAUAUAUAGCUUAAUAUAUGAACAUGUCUUGAUGUACCGCAAUGUACAAUUUUCUUGUUGUUUGAGGUAUUAACAUUUCUUCAGGUGAAUAGAAGAAUCUCAUUUUAUUAGUGUUAUUUGAACAAAUUGUUUUUAUUUUGAAUUAAUUCACCAUUUCUUAUGAUACAACUAGUUUCAUAAAGGACUGUAAAUAUGAUACUGCCAUUCCAAACCAGAAAAUAUUAAACUGCAUAAAUGUCCCUUAAUAGGUGCGAUUAAUACAAGAUAUUUUAAAAUAAGUUUCAAGGGCUUUAUUUGUACAGAGUACAUAAAAGUCAAUAGAAUUUCAAAACAGAUAUUAACUUUAAUAAUGUAAUAUUAUGCAAGUUUACCUCAGUUUUACUCAGCACAGGGAAUUCAGGGGUAAAAAAGUUAAGACCAUUUUUGUUUUCCAUGUUUAUUUUUACAGAUAUUGCAAAUUCACAAAAAAAAUAAGGAAUGUACAUGAAUGUGACAUUUUUUAUCAAUAUUUUUGCGAGGGCUAGGAGCCCCACAACUGGCGAUGUCAGUGUAUAUACUUGGUAACUAGUUAAUGAUGUAAGGAACCCUUCUAUUUAAAGGGUAUAUUGUUUUUAUCAAUACUUAACUUCUGUCAUAACUGUAUUUUUCAUCUCACUUUUUGAAAUACAUCAUCUCCUGUGAGAUAGGGCUGCUGUAUUAUAAGCAGACAUUUGAAGUCUGGAGCAUUGUGUCAGGCUUAAUUUCAAAGUGUGCCUGAUAUGAUAUUCAUUGUUUAUCUUGAGUUGAUAUAAUGAUUUGUUUGAGGUACCGGUAAUGUCCUGUUUUUCAGUUUCAUUUGAAUGAAAUUGUAAGAUAAGAAUCUCUAUUUCUCUUUCAUGCUUACUGUAUAUAUAUAUAUAUUCAAAUGAAAUGUAUUUGUAGGAAUAUGUUCCAUUCACCUGAAUAUUUGUACUUGUGGAAUCACUGACCAAGUGCAUCGAAUACGUCUCGUUAUUGUUCCAGAAUAAUCUAUGACUAUUGUACUCAAAUUCUUCUUGUGGAGAAUUCCAUUUAAAUUUUAAUACUAAAAUUUAUACAUCAAUGUAUUGCUGUUCAAGGUAGCUAGUCAAAAAAUGUCUAUGUUUGUAACAUGAUUUCCCUAGAUGUGAAUUAUUAAUGUGUAGCUUUAGAUAGAAUCUAACCUUAUGAAGACGGCAUUAAAACCUCUUAAAACUUUUUCCAAAGGUGUUAGUAACCUUAAACCAUAGGUGAAAGUUUGACCAGAGAUGGGAUUUUUUUUUUAUGUUUUUCUGGUUGAACCUAUGCCUUAAAGAUUGUUUUGUAUCAUUUCCUGACCAUAUUGUCAUUCCAUUUGUUCAUUUAAGCCAUUAAGUAUCAAAGCCAGCCUUUAUUUUCUUGUUUUGAUAUUAUGUACUAAAUCUGUUUCAUAUAUUAUAAAGCAUUUGUUUAUUGAAUUUAGUAAAUUAAAUAUUGUGUGGUCAGUCACUAUCAAUUAUUACCUGUAUUUUAAGGUGAAAGUGCAUUUAUCUGUAUUUUUAUGAUACUUUCAAGUGUGUAUGUCUCAAAUAUAUGAUUGUGUAAAUCUU